Molecule: messenger RNA, 390 nt
Organism: Colletotrichum paranaense
Lineage: Eukaryota; Fungi; Ascomycota; Sordariomycetes; Glomerellales; Glomerellaceae
Exons: 1
Coding region: 1-390 (129 amino acids)
Source: RefSeq, a predicted model, not a curated record
AUGGAAGUUGGCAAGCGCAAGUUCGACAUCUGGUCCCUGUCGCGCGCUGCUCACCACCGUCCACGCCGUGCUCCUCACGCUCGACCCGUCCAAUACCACCCAUGUCACCCGCCCAGUUCCAGUCCUGGUCCCUGUCACUGGUCAUGGCCUCUCGGGUCCCCAGUCUUUCUCUCAUCCUAUUCUCUCUCGCUGGCUGGUGCUCUUUUCACUUUGCCGCCGCCGCCUGGGCUCUUUUGCUCUGCCACCACUGCUACCUUACCACCUUACUUCCCGCCUGCUUAUUCGGCUCCUGCCAACCACGCCGAAAACACUCAAAGUCCAAGGCUGCUCCGCUGCUCGGCUUCGACCUGUCACCUCGCCUCUUCUUCUCCUCUUCCUUCCUAUUCCUAA